AUGACAUGGUUUACACGGCUAUUUCUGCUGUAUACCUUGGGCGGAUGGGCAGCCGUCGGAGCUUCAGGCCUAAACGAGCAGCAAGAUGCUGAAUCAUAUUUAAAGCUUCGUACUUUCGAAGGUCCCACCGGCAUUCCAGCGGAUCUCGUCGGCGAUGGCGGCAGCGCCGCUGGCGUCAAUGCAGGCGCUGAUGGCCCCGGCCCCGGUCCCGGCAUUGUGACGGCUGUCGACGCCGCCGCCGCCGCCACGAAAUGGAUGUCAGUUCUGACGACCGAGGCGGGCCUAUCAGGUGAUCCGGCGUCACAGAACUUUCCGUACAGCGACGGUGACGGCGACGACGAUUACGUGCUCGCCGGAGGCCGUGCCGCUGCCAUGGCAGUGUUGUACAACAGCGUUGUACCCGCUGCCGAGGCCAACCCCGUUGGCGGCGACGACUGGCGUGGCGCUAAGGAGAAAGUACCUGCCGCUGCUGCUGCUGCUGCUGCUGCUGCUGCCCGCGCUUCGAUCGGCAGCGUUAGAGCGACUGACGUCGGUGUCGGAGGAGGCGCUUCAACGGGUGCCGUCACCACCGCCGUCACCGCGACAGUCGCCGCUAGGCGGGCAGACGACGAUAUGCAGAGCAGCACCACAGCGGUCGAACCCGCUGCAGAUAAGCUUGAAGAGGACAACAGUCUGUACGAACAUGACGAACAUGGCGAACCGUACGAACCGUACUAUAAGGACGACGCUGGCCGGUUUGAUGUGGUACUCACCGCUGGCAAAACCAGCCCGUGGUUCAACAUCCCGAAAGUGAACAACAACAACGGCGGCGGCGGCGGCGGCGGCGGCGGUAGUUUUGGACUCGUUAAGGCCAACAGCAUCGUCGACAGGAUGAACGAGAACGGCGAGGGGAUUGUCAGUAGCCGCGGCGGCGGCGGCGGCGGCGGCAGCGCUGGGAUUGACUCCCGGGUUUCCGUUGGAGCAGCAGCUGGGGGAGACGAGCCUUCCACCGGCUUCGAUCCAUACCUGUACGACGGUCAUAGUGAUACCUUGCGACAGUACGGCGAGGAUCUGUACGGCGGUGCCGACGCAACGGGUAGAGUUGGCAACAAGGACGAUGUCAACCUAGAGACUGGGAUGGCAGCGUCGGCGGCAGCGGCUUCGGACGACUAUGCGGAUAAGACCGCCGCUUUGGAGUUGUGGCAGGCGCUGUACGACAUGUUUGGCGAGGACGACAUCACGUUUGGGCCGCAACAAGAGGCGAUGUACAUCAAACUGUACGAACAAGAUCCAUCAAUGUUCUGGGCCGUACACAACGAGGUGGUAGAGCGGCGCCGCCGACGGGACAUCGGCGCUGUUGAUUAUGCGCAGCUCGAGUACAAAUACGAGGACGAAGCGCGAAAGGGCAGCGGCAGUACCGACGCCGUCGCGAAUAGCGGCACGUUUGGCAGCGGCGGCAACGUAGUGCGGGCCGCGGCGGACGAGUUGCGGAAGAACUCCAACGCCGUGUUGCGGAGCUCGUCGUCGCCCCCGCCAGUGUCCCAAGACAAUUCCUGGUGGGAACGUGGGGACAAUUACUGGUCUAGUGCAUAUGACUGGAACGACGGCGGAAUGUACUAUGACUACUCCAGCGCCGUCAUCGCCAACGCGGACGUUGGUGGCGGCGCCGACGCUGCCACGGCGGAUUCAAGCGGCCAUGGCGGUACGGAAGAUGCUGGCAAAAGCGCAGAAUUGCGGGGUACGACGGAGCUCAUUGGCGGGCGGGAGGGCCCGACGGCUGACAUUCAAUUCGAGGAAGACCCUUACGAUGACGAGUACGGCUUGCCAACCGAUGUCGUGCAUGCUGUACGAGAGGUUUCGGAUCCGUCCGCAGGCGAGCUUGCAGUGGCGGCGUCGCGCAUCGCAUUUCUGGAGGCCCUGUUCCACUGGCGGGCCGGAGCUGAUAGUGGCGACAUCGUCGCUGGAUCAAGUCACGCAGGCGGUCCAUCGGGCGAUGAGCUGGCCGCCGCCGCCGCUGCCGCUGCCGCUGCCGCUGCAAGCCGGGCUGAGCUGUUGGCGCGAGCAGCCGCGGCGUUGCAUCGCAGCGCGCUUUGGAACGUGCAGGGAGCCGCAGCAGCCGCUGCCGACACGACCGCUGCCAGCCCGCUUGUCCUCGCCACCGCCGCCGCCGCCGCCGCCGCCAUCGAUAACGCCAAACCGAUGAGCAGCCCGUGCGUUGAGCCAUCCGUGUCGUGGAGUGUCGCACUUUACGUCGCUGCCGGCGUUGCCGCCGGUACCGCCCUCCUCGUCGUCCUUACCGCAGUUGUUGCGGCAGUGUCAGGUCUCCGCCGGCGCGUCCGUACCAAACGAAGGGGCAGCCGCGGCGUGGCGGCCGCGGCGGCGGCCAUGGUCUCCGAAAGCGAUGGAAGCCAGUAUCUUCCCUUUCAAGACGGCAAAUAUGCAGGAGCCCGGCUUUUCGGAAUUUGGCUUUCUAGUCUGCAAAGAGUCGCCGGUUCGGUUCGCGGCGACGGCCAAGGCUGCAACAGUGAUCGCUGUGGCGGCAGCGGCGUCGUCGGUGGCGGGGAGUGUCGCACGCGGGACUUAGAGAAGGGCCGCCCAAGCACGGACAUCCAUCGUCGGGGCAGCCGCGACGGUCUUGACGGCGGCGACGGCAGCAGCGGCGAGCUUCACAUUCCGCUCUUGCACACCGAGCACUGUGACAACUCCGUCAGCCCCACGUCAUCACUGCACGACAGUCCCCGCUCCUGGACUUCUCCGUCCGACGGCGACUCGCGAUCUCUGGAGCGCCGGAUCGACGGCAGCAGCGGACACGGUGUGUGCGGCAACGCCUUUUGCGGCCACGCUGAUGCCGUACAUGUUGGCUGCUACGGCGGCGGCGGCAAUGCUCGUGACGCCGUACGGCAUCUGUUUACCUCCACACCCGUCAGCACUCCUCCUGACACACCACGUCGAUACCGCUGCUUUAACAUGGACGAGCAAGAUCUGCCGUACGGCCAUCCCACCCUUGUCUCUGCCGCGUCCUACGGAACUGGUACCCGAGGAGCCAUGUCGUUGUCGUACAAUACUACGGUUGUGCCCAUCGCUGCGUUUCCCUUGCGGCAAUCGGCUGGCGCGAGUAACGGUAACGGAAACGGUAACAGUGGUGGUGACGGUGGCGGCGGAGGAGCCUUCAGCCUCCAACAUGCAGGCCCCUUUUCGUUUCGGUGUUGUUUCAAUAACUAA
Messenger RNA from Volvox carteri f. nagariensis, 3201 nucleotides. RefSeq lists its product as uncharacterized. The record is from RefSeq and is a predicted model, not a curated record. NCBI's taxonomy places the organism in Eukaryota, Viridiplantae, Chlorophyta, Chlorophyceae, Chlamydomonadales, Volvocaceae. The coding region runs from base 1 to 3201 and encodes 1066 amino acids. The transcript is spliced from 5 exons.